AUAAGUUUUCUGUAACUUAUAAGUAGCCAUAGUAAUAACCAAGCAAACUAUUUUCAGUAAUAAUAGCUAACCAAACCAAUAACCAAAGAGUAACAGAUAAUUUACCAAAAUAGUUGGCAAAUUAGAGUAGAAAUAUAUAUGUAACUUCCAAAAGCAAUAAGAGAGAGCGAGUAAGGAAUCCCACCAUCGUAGAGUGAAAGAGGAGUUACUUAUUUCCCCGAGCCUAAAAAAAAUGUAUCCUGAGAUAAUGAAUGCAUUAAUUACUGAUUACUUUUACCCGUCUUGUAGUGUUUCAUUCUUUGUUUUUCUUUUAAAAAAUUAAAGUUUUCCUUCCAAUUUGUAAAUUUUCGUUAUCCCCAAAAUGUUUAACCAAUUCUAAAAUUUUUAUAUCCAUAUAAAAUAUGCUCACCUUAAAAAUUUUGCCACUGCCAAGGGCAAUAAAUAUUACUAUUGGUUGGAUAUAGUUAUGGUCAGUGGAGAUCCACUGAUGGAAACAGCAUGUGUGACAGAACUUAGCUUAAAUUUAUUGCACAGUACAUUAGAAUUGAUUAGUGAGUGUGGGUACUGUAUUAAACAAUGUUCCGAAGGCAGUCGAGAUUAAGGCGGGAAUUUCUUUUGAGCAAGUCUCAGAAAACUCGUUUUGAAAAGACGAUUGCCAAAAAGGAAUUGGAUAAAGCUUCUUUUCAUUUGGAAAAUUUAAAGUCAAAAUAUAAUCAAACCCAUAAGAAUUUCGAUGUUGAUCUAGGUGACGAUGAAUACAAAUAUGGAACGCCUGCAACCCAAAAUUAUGAUCAAGACAUCUCACAACCCUUCUGCAAGGUUAAAAUGUGUAAAGGAAUUACGACUAAUUUUCCAAAUGCACAGCGAAUGAAUAGAGGCAAAAUGAUUUAAGGCAAUUAGUAAAAUUAUGUGUUCUAACGAAGUGAUAUUAUAAUUGUACACGAACAUCGGGAAUACCUGAUAAUAUUGUCAUAAGACUUACAAACGGCCCUACCGCUUUUUAAUAUUUCUAGUGUUGUUAUGAGACAUGACGUACCUUUUAUUGGAAAAUGAGCGAACAAAGUCCUCAUUUAAUCUUUCACAAUUUUAAACUAAAAUUGGAGAGCGAGCAGUAAAUAUAUUAAACAUCUUUUUCCACGCGAAAGGGGAUUCUAAAGAGUAAUUACUUUCUAAUCAUGAUGACUUUAUAUCACUGCGUCAUCAUUUAUAUAAUUACAA
Messenger RNA from Bactrocera oleae (olive fruit fly), 1218 nucleotides. NCBI's taxonomy places the organism in Eukaryota, Metazoa, Arthropoda, Insecta, Diptera, Tephritidae. The record is from RefSeq and is a predicted model, not a curated record.